Molecule: messenger RNA, 1818 nt
Organism: Alternaria arbusti
Lineage: Eukaryota; Fungi; Ascomycota; Dothideomycetes; Pleosporales; Pleosporaceae
Exons: 2
Coding region: 1-1818 (605 amino acids)
Source: RefSeq, a predicted model, not a curated record
AUGGCCGAGGAACCUUCCAGAUUGGCGUCGCGUCAAGACCUGUUGGUCCAACAGCACUUUAACGCCGAGAAGUUCGACCAUUUCCUCCCGGGUGCGCCACACGAGGGUGACUUCCGUGCAGAAACGCUGAAGCCGGAGUCACGACUAGGCGCCUUUCUCCACGACAUGCAUUCUCACAGGGGCAAGGGAAUGAAGAUCACGGCCACUGAAAUGAUCACUCUUACACUCCUGCUGUCUAAGUCUCGGAAGGCGACCAAAGCGGAGAUAUUCCAACGUGCUACCGAACUACUCAACUUUCAACGAGCAAUGGAGGCUUACUCCAAUGACAUAAUCACGGAGAUGGAUGCGUACUUGCUUGAAGAGCGUUCCCAAUACGAAGUCAAGUUCCCAUCCGAGAGCCAUGAUCAGCUGCGACCAGGGCCAAGCAUCCACGGCAAGAACAACAACAGAACCCUCUGGCCAGUCUGGGCACGCGGAGUUGGCGCUGAGAUGACAGAAGAGGAGAAGGAUCCAGAGGGCGAGACGCGCUACAACUACGAUUAUGGCUCAUUCGAUGUUGAUUGGGCUGAUCAAUUCGACAUUGAGAUGAAUAGUCGCCUAGAGGCAGGAACUGGACCGGCUCACUGUGUCUAUACACUACCCCCGGGCAUGGAGAACGAAGUCUUUGCGUCCUUCCACAAUACACAGCUCAAGCAACCCAACUCGAACCUCGACACACGAUCUUCAGACACCGCACGCGAUUACUUCAGCGCGCUUUCAGCAGAACUCAAGGAAAAAGUCGUUCGACUGGUGCUGAAAUUCCCGACCAAAGUCAGGAUUGCAGCCACCACUUUCACCAAUGAAGACUGGACAGAAGAGCAGGGGGAUCAAUAUCUGAGCCCGUCGGAGAUCAUGCCAUAUUCUACAUACAAGUUCUCGUCACAGGUAAAGGUGCCGAGGUCCAUGGUUCCUUUCAACGCCGCCGCAGUCCCGGGACCUCAUUACUACUGGACAAUGGAGCCUCCUGAAAUUAUGCUAGCACUUUUGGCAGUCAACAAAGAGAUGCACAAAAUUAGCAAACCCGUGUUCUACGGCGAAAACUACUUUGAGAUCAAGGAUGGCAUUUUGGGUCUUCCCUAUCAUAACUUUCAGGAAGGAAGUUCCAUAAAUGGCACCCAGCUAGCGCAUCGCUUCCUUGAGCUCAUGAUUUGGCCGAAGGCGCACGAUGGUACUCCUCGAUACGGUCCCCGCCCGCUGGAGUUGAUGCGCAAGAUCAAUGUUGAUAUGGAGCUUUACCCAAAUGGUUGCGGCGAGAUUCCCGGACAGUACGCAUGGCAUUUCGAGCGCAUAAUCAACACCUUGAUUAUGAUCCCCCGUCUCCAGAAGCUCGUCAUCAACGUCCGCAUGGGGUUGUUGGACGUUCUCGGAAAUAUUUCGCCAAACAAGGAGAAGAUCAACCCGUUCACCAGCCCAGAAGUGUGGCCAGGAUGGCGCAAGCUACCUUGGGCAGCAUCCGCAAUUCCUGUUGAGAACGGAGAAGAUGGAAAGUCAGCGGCCGGACUCAAGGUCUUCGUCCCCGAAAACCGCAAUGUGGAGAAGUGGCUCCAAAACCUCAUCGACAUGCCCGAUGAGGCGCCAGCGAAGAUUAUUUACGUCAUACCCGAGGAUUGGUCUACAGCGGAGUGUCCUUCAGUGCUGAUUACCCAGGGCUUGCAGAAAGCUGAACAGCGCUGGAGGAAGGCCUUCAAAGAUGACAAGGUCAUGGAAGGAGAAGACGAGAGCACUGAGCAUGGAACCGACGGUACUGAAGAAGCUGAGGCUGUGAUCAGCGCGGCAUAG